AUGGGCGCUAUUAAAGGCUAUUUCAAGUCUCAACUUCAAUGGCAAAUGAUCAUGUUGGAGUAUGAAGACGUUUCGGAGUUUUAUUUGAGUGCGUUCCAAAAGAAUCGUUCGGUCGUUCCGUUGCUGUUUCUGAGGGUGGUGAUAUGUCUGGGCUGCGUCGGAAUUGUGGUGUCGUCCGCUGUGCUAUCGGUAGAAAACAUGGCCUGGACCUACUGGCCAAUAUUUCUAACACACUGGGGACUGAUUUUAAACAUGAUUGCAGCGGCAUUUGCCGUUGUUGUGUCCGCGAGGGCCUAUUUACGAGGACCCAUCGACGCUUUAUUCGGACUGCCAUGGUACGUGAAGAUGCAUUGGGUCAUGACUAAUAUUUCAACAGUUAUAGCAAUUUUCAUAACGGUGUUUUAUUGGACGCUUCUGAGCAAUACUGAGGAAGACUACGCCGUGAUACUUUACACUGGACAUUUUCAUUCACGCGGUGAACACAAUCCUCAUGCUGGUGCUGCUUCUGUCGGCGAAGCAGCCAUUCCCGCUGCUCCACAUCUACCAGCCGAUCAUUGUCGGAAUCAUUUACGCUAUCUUCACUGUCAUUUUCUACUUCGCCGGCGGCACCCACCCGUGGACUGCAGGCCCAUACAUAUAUCCAGUUCU
Messenger RNA from Iphiclides podalirius (scarce swallowtail), 648 nucleotides. NCBI's taxonomy places the organism in Eukaryota, Metazoa, Arthropoda, Insecta, Lepidoptera, Papilionidae. The record is from the annotation of a GenBank genome assembly.